Cervus elaphus (red deer) is the source of this 3274-nucleotide messenger RNA. It is a transcript of the gene USP15, whose product is annotated as ubiquitin specific peptidase 15. Bases 63 to 3008 code for a protein of 981 amino acids. The transcript is spliced from 22 exons. Gene Ontology annotation, biological process: protein deubiquitination. The record is from RefSeq and is a predicted model, not a curated record. Gene Ontology annotation, molecular function: cysteine-type deubiquitinase activity. NCBI's taxonomy places the organism in Eukaryota, Metazoa, Chordata, Mammalia, Artiodactyla, Cervidae.
CACAAUGCUCUGGGGCGUGCCGCCGCCGUCGCUGCCGCCUCCGCUACCGCUAGUGGAAGAAGAUGGCGGAAGGCGGAGCGGCAGAUCUGGACAUCCAGCGGUCUGACAUCGCGACGCUGCUCAAAACCUCGCUCCGGAAAGGGGACACCUGGUACCUAGUCGAUAGUCGCUGGUUCAAACAGUGGAAAAAGUAUGUUGGCUUUGACAGCUGGGACAAGUACCAGAUGGGAGAUCAAAACGUUUAUCCUGGACCCAUUGAUAACUCUGGGCUUCUUAGAGAUGGCGAUGCCCAGUCACUUAAGGAGCACCUUAUUGAUGAAUUGGAUUACAUACUGUUGCCAACUGAGGGCUGGAAUAAACUUGUCAGCUGGUACACAUUGAUGGAAGGUCAGGAACCAAUAGCACGAAAGGUAGUUGAACAGGGUAUGUUUGUAAAGCACUGCAAAGUAGAAGUCUAUCUCACAGAAUUGAAGCUCUGUGAAAAUGGAAACAUGAACAACGUUGUAACACGAAGAUUUAGCAAAGCUGACACAAUAGAUACAAUUGAAAAGGAAAUAAGAAAAAUCUUCAAUAUUCCAGAUGAAAAGGAGACCAGAUUGUGGAACAAAUACAUGAGUAAUACAUUUGAACCACUGAAUAAACCAGACAGCACCAUUCAGGAUGCUGGUUUAUACCAAGGACAGGUGUUAGUGAUAGAACAGAAAAAUGAAGAUGGAACAUGGCCAAGGGGUCCGUCUACUCCUAAGUCCCCAGGUGCAUCCAAUUUUUCAGCUUUACCAAAGAUCUCUCCUUCAUCUCUAUCAAAUAAUUAUAACAACAUCAACAACAGAAAUGUGAAAAACUCAAAUUAUUGUCUCCCAUCAUAUACCGCUUAUAAGAACUAUGAUUAUUCAGAACCUGGAAGAAACAAUGAACAACCAGGCCUCUGUGGCCUAAGUAACUUGGGAAAUACGUGUUUCAUGAACUCAGCUAUUCAGUGUUUGAGCAAUACACCUCCACUUACUGAAUAUUUCCUGAAUGAUAAGUAUCAAGAAGAACUGAAUUUUGACAAUCCCUUAGGAAUGAGAGGUGAAAUAGCUAAAUCUUAUGCUGAAUUGAUCAAGCAAAUGUGGUCUGGAAAGUUCAGCUAUGUCACACCAAGAGCCUUUAAGACACAGGUAGGACGUUUUGCACCUCAGUUCUCUGGAUACCAGCAGCAGGACUGUCAAGAACUAUUAGCUUUCCUAUUAGAUGGACUACAUGAGGAUUUGAAUAGAAUUAGGAAAAAACCAUAUAUACAAUUAAAAGAUGCUGAUGGAAGACCAGAUAAGGUAGUUGCUGAAGAAGCCUGGGAAAACCAUUUAAAAAGAAAUGAUUCUAUCAUAGUAGAUAUAUUUCAUGGCCUUUUUAAAUCAACUUUAGUUUGUCCCGAAUGUGCUAAGAUUUCAGUAACAUUUGAUCCUUUUUGUUACUUGACACUUCCAUUGCCCAUGAAGAAGGAACGUACCUUGGAAGUUUAUUUAGUUAGAAUGGAUCCACUUACCAAACCUAUGCAGUACAAAGUGGUUGUCCCCAAAAUUGGAAACAUACUUGAUCUUUGUACAGCACUGUCUCUCUUGUCAGGAGUACCUGCAGAUAAGAUGAUAGUUACUGAUAUAUACAAUCAUAGAUUUCACAGAAUAUUUGCAAUGGAUGAAAAUCUUAGUAGUAUUAUGGAACGGGAUGAUAUUUAUGUGUUUGAGAUUAACAUAAAUAGGACAGAAGAUACAGAGCAUGUGAUUAUUCCUGUUUGCCUGAGAGAAAAAUUUAGACACUCAAGUUACACCCACCAUACUGGUUCUUCACUUUUUGGUCAGCCUUUUCUUAUGGCUGUUCCACGAAACAAUACUGAAGAUAAACUCUAUAAUCUUUUGCUUGUGAGAAUGUGCCGAUACGUCAAAAUAUCUUCUGACACUGAAGACUCUGAAGGAUCCCUGCACUGCUGUAAGGACCAAAACAUUAACGGGAAUGGCCCGAACGGCAUCCAUGAGGAAGGCUCACCGAGUGAAAUGGAAACAGAUGAGCCAGAUGAUGAAUCCAGCCAGGAUCAAGAACUGCCCUCCGAGAAUGAGAAUAGUCAGUCUGAAGAUUCAGUUGGAGGCGAUAAUGAUUCUGAAAAUGGAUUAUGUACUGAAGAGACUUGCAGAGGUCAACUCACGGGACACAAAAAGCGAUUGUUUACAUUCCAGUUCAACAACUUAGGCAAUACUGAUAUCAACUACAUCAAAGAUGAUACCAGGCAUAUAAGAUUUGACGAUAGGCAGCUUAGGUUAGAUGAAAGGUCUUUUCUUGCUUUGGAUUGGGAUCCUGAUUUGAAAAAAAGAUAUUUUGAUGAAAAUGCUGCUGAGGAUUUUGAAAAACAUGAAAGUGUGGAAUACAAACCUCCUAAAAAACCCUUUGUGAAAUUAAAAGAUUGCAUUGAGCUUUUUACAACAAAAGAAAAGCUAGGUGCUGAAGAUCCCUGGUAUUGUCCCAAUUGUAAAGAACAUCAGCAAGCCACAAAGAAAUUGGAUUUAUGGUCUCUGCCUCCAGUACUUGUGGUACAUCUCAAGCGAUUUUCUUAUAGUCGAUACAUGAGAGACAAGUUGGAUACCUUAGUUGAUUUUCCUAUCAAUGAUUUGGAUAUGUCAGAAUUCCUAAUUAAUCCAAAUGCAGGUCCUUGCCGCUAUAAUUUGAUUGCUGUUUCCAACCACUAUGGAGGAAUGGGAGGAGGACACUAUACUGCUUUUGCAAAAAAUAAAGAUGAUGGAAAAUGGUACUACUUUGAUGACAGUAGUGUCUCAACUGCGUCUGAAGACCAGAUUGUGUCCAAAGCAGCAUAUGUACUCUUCUACCAGAGACAAGACACUUUCAGUGGAACUGGCUUUUUCCCCCUUGACCGAGAAACUAAAGGUGCUUCAGCUGCCACAGGCAUCCCACUAGAAAGUGAUGAAGAUAGCAAUGAUAAUGACAAUGAUACAGAAAACGAGAACUGUAUGCACACUAACUAAUGAAAGUCCUAGAAGCCAUAAAAGAGAGACUUUCCUGCUGGUGGUGUCUAUUGAAAUGAUGAAAUUACCCACCACAUUAAACAAAAGUCUGAGAUGGGGAGUUUCAGAUCACUGAAUGUAAAUCCUUUAUCAGAUUUUAACUUGUGCAGUACUUGAAGUGAAACACAAUGAAAACUUUAACAGAAAUUGUCUCUUAAUACAUUUACAGUCUUGUAUUUACAAGCUAAAUAUAUAUAGGAAAUCACAAAUAAAUCCCUUUUAAGUUU